AUGAAUAAUUACGUCUAUCAGCCUCUAAUCUACAAAGAUCAAAUUCGGAUUCUCACGCUGAUGCCAGGAUCAGAUAGAGACGCCAUAGAAGGGACCUUGGAUUUCCUACGGCUGCCAUCGAAGGCAGUUCCCAAGAAACGAAGUGCUAGGUUCGCCUGGACGUAUGGUCAUAAUCAAACCGGAAAGGAACGCAUCGUCCAUACCAAUCAACAAGGGGCUCCAACGGUUGUCCAUGUACCCACAUACACCUACUAUUGCAAUAGAAAGGGUCAAACUUCAAGGACGUAUGACGCUCUAUCUUAUGCUUGGGGAGAUCCAGAGCAAGUCGAAGAAAUUCUGGUUGACGGAAAGAAACUUGGCACAGCUCGAAAUCUCCACACGGGUUUGUUGCGGCUUAGACAUCCAAAGGAACGUCGACGGCUUUGGAUUGAUGCCAUUUGUAUAAACCAGAGCGACAACCAUGAGCGAAAUCACCAAGUCAGUAUGAUGCAAAAAGUCUACUCAGCGGCGGCAUCCGUCGUGAUUUGGCUCGGGGACCCUACCGCUGAUGUUGGUCUUACUUUGGAUAUGAUCCUGGACUACAACAAUCCCAAGAAGAAGGGGAACAUAUUCUCCUACAAGCAUGACGCGUUGAGGGGAUUGAGGAAGCUUUUCCAAGAGACCUGGUGGAGGCGUAUCUGGAUAGUACAGGAGGUUGUUGCAGCCCGAGCGCUGGUCAUCGUCCUUGGACGCACUACCUUCCCUUGGUUCUACCUGCGACGAAUCUGUUCGACGAUUAUCCAACUAGAAUUUACCAACCAUGCGCUCGCCCCCCUUUUACGUUCUUGCAGUUUCCAAAAGUUCAGAGACCUUGACUCUUUCAGGGCGGCCGGGGCAAUGCCAGUCAUGCGUCUUCUACGAUCCACUCACGAUUACCAUGCUACCGAUCCUUGUGAUAAGUUAUAUGCACUUCUCGGUAUGACGUCAGAUAUAUCGGCGCAAGAUCUAGCUCCUGAUUAUAACAGACCUGUUUGCAAGGUCUUCCAGGACCUCGUCCAUUUCAUGGCGAUCAGGCGAGGAAACCUUGAUCUCAUCUGCUUGAGACAAUGCCUGGGCCCAUACCAGUUCCAAAGCUGGCUUCCAUCUUGGCAAGCAGAGGCAGGUAUAAAGCUUUUUGGCAGGAAGGUCCGGUCUUAUCACGCAGCUGGGGAUACCCAGGCUGUGGUAGAUAUGUCUCAAUUUCCACGAACGCUUAUCGCCGAGGGCAUCAUAGCUGAUACGGUAGCGAUGCUCGGAGGCUCAGUCACGAUUGCACAUAAGUGCGCGUCGACGAUCCAGCGAUGGCGGCAUCUUGCAACCCAGGCAAAGAAGUGCUCUUACGAUGAUUUCUUGAAAUUGAUUGGCGCUGGUGUAGAUAGCCCAGGAUUUGAGGCGUUCUUAGAACACCCAAGAAGGGCGUACCCAAGAGUGGCUCAAAAACGAUGCCAUGCUAUCACCCGAACGACUAUGGGAAGAUGUUUCUUCACCACCAAAGAUGGACGGCUUGGUUUAUGUCCAGCCAAGGUCCAGAAGGAUGACACAAUUGCGGUUUUGAAGGGUUGUCAUGCCCCAAUAAUCAUCCGUGCUAGACAAGACCACUGGGUGAUCGUUGGGGAAGCAUAUGUUGUCGGCAUGAUGUCUGGUGAAGUUUUAUCCGGGUCUCAGAUCGGCAGCUAUAGGCCGAUAAUGAUUCCAUUGAAGUGA
Fusarium coffeatum is the source of this 1722-nucleotide messenger RNA. RefSeq lists its product as uncharacterized. Bases 1 to 1722 code for a protein of 573 amino acids. Lineage: Eukaryota; Fungi; Ascomycota; Sordariomycetes; Hypocreales; Nectriaceae. The transcript is spliced from 2 exons. The record is from RefSeq and is a predicted model, not a curated record.